Molecule: messenger RNA, 366 nt
Organism: Pelmatolapia mariae (spotted tilapia)
Lineage: Eukaryota; Metazoa; Chordata; Actinopteri; Cichliformes; Cichlidae
Product: putative monooxygenase p33MONOX
Exons: 3
Coding region: 1-366 (121 amino acids)
Cellular component (GO): cytoplasm
Source: RefSeq, a predicted model, not a curated record
AUGGACAAAGUGAAAGAAACUGUCGGACCGAGGCAUCAAAGAAAAGAUAUCAUAAAAAAGAAGUUGAGAAUGCCAAGUGGAACUUUUAAAGAUGACAGGCUUACAACAUCAGCAUCAUCCACCCCAGGUAGCACCCCUUCCAUUACCCCUAACGUCACCCCCCCACCCCCAUUGCAGGAUUGCAGCCUGCAGAAAUCCUCAACCAUGGAUGGCACCAACACCCAGGUCAACCUCAAGGUGGAUGACCCUGCAAAACUUAUACCACCCAAGAUUGAAAUCUCAGACACUGAAGCCAAGUGGCAAACCUCAUGGCCACAUAAACUCAAACCCUGGGACAUUAAUGUUUUGACACCAUCGGGCUUCUGA